UUGAAGAAAAUUGAUCUGCUAUUUUUCAUGUUGUAAAAUCUAGUGAAAAUUUUAUGUGAAAAACUAUUUGCAGAAAAAUGACUCAGCAACUGCUUGGUAUGUGUGAUUAUGUCUGAUUUGUAAAUAUGACCAUCAGAUGAACUCUUAGUCUCCUUCCUUUUUUUUUUUUUUUUUAGUUUUACGAUAGAUGUUAGGUUCACUCACAUGGAAUACAUUUCCUCAAUCAGUAUUUUUUAUUUGAAAAUAUUUUAUACACAAAUCUCACCUAAUUAUUUUGCAUGGCAUGACAAGUUUUAGUCUAAUCCAAAAUGAUCAACUUUGCUUGACAAUGUGAGGUGUUAAUUAAUUUGCAUUUCUCAAUCUGCUUGACAUGCGCAUUUGUAUCACUAAUGAUAUCUCAUCAUUCCACCCCCACACAAUUUUUGAUCAAUUCAUCCAUUUAAUAGAGGCUGUAAGUAAUGUGUUUAUUACAUCAUUUUAUUUAUUUGCCUCUCCCAUCAUUAAGAGUUGACCAAGCAAUGACCUCUUGUUUUCCCCAUACAUUCAAUAGCAUGGCCUGGUGAACUCUUCUGUGUGCCCUUGACUUCACCUCAUGACCAGCUGGUGAACUUAGGCAUGUCUGGCCACUAAAAAGGCCUAGGUACAGAAAUUGACAUAAUUAGCUGUUUAACUAGGCAGACUUUGACAUGGGCGCUAGGGGGUGAUGUCAUGCAGCAGGGGUUCAUUGUUUUAGUCUAUGGAACUUGGGUUUAAAGUACCGGGGCAAAAUCCAAGCCAUAUCUAAAAUAAACAUGUUUGUGCCGGUUUAAGUGUGGAGUCACUGAAAGGCUGAAAGAGUAAAGAAAUACUUUAUCGCACUGUAUAUUUAUCUAUCCCCCCUCUGAAAGAAAUGGUAUAGUCUGCUCUACUAGCUGUGGACAUUCAAUAUUGCGACUCUAUAGAAGCAGCCACAGGUGUGUUGCGAGCUAAAAUAACAGGCUUACAAAAUGAUGGACAUAAAGAAAGAAGAAAAAAGGCACACAGAGUUAUCAGAUCUUAUCAAGAAGCCACUUGCAAUGGUAAUUUGUAAGACUGAACCUGAAGACAAAAUGGAAAUUGUUUCCCAAUAUUUGAGUCAGAAAGAUUAUGAAAAGGACAUGGAAGUGAGUAGUGAUCAUGACUCUGAGAACUUAUGUGACUCAACAGAAAAGGACUCAUUUGAGGAGAGUAAAUGUGCCAAUGACCAUUCAUUGGAAGAAAAAGAAGAGUACAAGAAUGAGGAGCCCAGAAGCAUAAUAACUGGCCAUGUUACAGUAAAGAGAGAUUCUAGAUGUGAAAGUGAUAGUGAGGGUGAUAGCAGUCAUAUGCAUAACAAUGGAGAAGCUGAAGACAGUUUGGUUCCUCCAGAUUUGCAAAAUAGAUAUGCCAACUCUGCAGUAGCUGCCCUCCUGUUGAGUGGCAGAUAUUCUGAAGAUGGCCGAGAAGUAGCAGCUCUGGUAUCAAAUGCUUCUCAUGAAAAUGGAAGUGAUAAAAAUCAGCAAUGGCAGUGUCAGUCAUGUUCUUUUGCAACGAACAACUAUGGCCACUAUCAGCUGCAUUCAGACUAUCACAGAAGAAACAAAACAGGUAAAAUGUUCCAGUGCAGUAAAUGUGAUUUCAUUGCCAAUGAGCGAGGUAAGCUGAGACUCCAUCUUCGGGCACACAACUGCAACCAAAUCAGUGUAUUGCAGUGCAGCAAGUGUCCCUUCUCCUCCCUCAUCAGUACCAAAUUUAGGGAACAUCUCAUGAGUGUGCAUCGUGUCCCUGUGCCAAGAGAUAUAGAUCUGAAGAAAAUCAGUAAAAAUUUAACAUCGGUACUUCUGCCACCCAAAGAUGAUCUCACAGAAGCACCAGUCUCCCCUGAUUCAGGGGUAAGAAGUUCAUCCUCUCCUAUUCUGCUAGAUGCUCUUGCGGGCAGACUUCUGAACCCAAAGAGGCCCAGUAGCGUACCAAAUGAGUGGAGUCAUGCAACUCGGAGAGAUAACAUGACUGAGGAAACCAGGUCUGUGUCAUCAUUGGCUCUCUCAAGUUCUGAUGCCAUAAUGUGUGACAAGAAUGGAGGUUCAGUCAGUCAAAAGGACACCUUUGAAAAAAGAAAAGAUCAUGUUUUAGAAUAUCCCAAAGAGAGUGGUUUUGCUUCAGCUUGCCUGCAAUCUAUUGCCCAGGGCAUCAAGAGAGGCCAACAAAGCCAGAUCCAGCCAUACAGUCCUGCCAUCUUAUCAGUCUUGACAAAAACAUCUGCAGCAGCAUCAGCACAGUCAUUUAAUCAAGCCAUAUGUACUUCCAGAGGAAAAGAAAUGACAAAAGCAACUACCCAAGCAAAUUUUGUGAGUAGCACUAGUGUGAGCAAUAAACCUAAUAGUAUGCCUACAUUGUACCAGCCAUGGACAAAUGGUAGCAUGUCAGCAACGCCGCAGAAAUCUUAUCGGUUGACAUCAAAGGGGCCGCUCCGCCCAACUGUAGUCCAGCCUGAAGUUUGGAGGCGCUGUUACUUUCAAGACACCUCAACAAGUUCCAGCUUGCCCCAUAGUAAACUAAUGAAAACAACUGGGGUACAGUGCAGUCUUCUUGAGCCCAAAUCUAACACUUCUUCCUUUAUACAUGAGAGUGAUUCUUUCUCUUGUGAUUAUUGCGGCAUAAGGUUUAAUGACUCUGUUAUCCAUUCUAUUCACAUGGGGUGUCACAGCCACACUGCACCCUUCAUGUGUAAUGUGUGUGGGCAAGAGUGUGGGAACAAGUAUGCAUUCUAUACCCAUAUUAUGAGAGGUCACCAAAAAUAAUUGUAAAAAAAAAUCUCUUUUUUUUUUUACUUUGCCAUAAAAUAGUAUGAAAAGUAGAAAAAAUAACUUCUAAAAAUGAAAAUGUUCAUGACAAUUUUUCUCUCUUCAAUUUCUUAUUGUUUUCACGAUUUUCUACUAAACUCAAAAUCAUGAAAUUGAAUGCCCAUUAAAAAAUAUCCUGAAUCUAUCCCCAGUAGAAUCCAAUUGUUAGUGAGCAACUUGAUUGUGUGAUUUAAAAAAAUUGCAUUACUGUAUUUUGGUCACUGUGAUAUUUGUUGUAAUUUUCUUUCACAUUUGAAUUAAUAAGCAAUUUGAAGAAAGGAUAGAUAGUGAUGACAUGGAUGUUAUUAUGCUAUCUAAGAUAUAUUUAUGAAUUUUCAUGUAACAUUUGAUAUUGUCUUUUAGCUGUGCACUUGUAUAUAAGAAGUUUGAUUAACCCUUUAUCAGUUACAAGAGCUGCCAAAGCACAUAAUCAAAAAUUGAAAUAAAGUGCAAUUUUCUGUAUAAUUGUGAUCACUGGAAAAUGUGUAAAAUUAGAUUAUAAUUUUGAAAAUAUUUAUAUAGCUUCUAGAAAUCUUGACUGACAUACAGGUAACUAAACAUUGUUUACAUACAUGUAUGUACCAAGUAGAUUCAUGUUGCAUCAAAUUUUGGCAGGAAAUUCUGAAAAUGAAUUUAAUGGACUGAGUGUGUUCGUAAGACUCGAUUUAGCUGUUGUGCUAUCAAGCAUAACUAAGGAGCUGAAUGUGAUAUUUAAAAUUUGACUGUGCAUGUCUUUAUCCUACUGAUGUCAUAAUGGUUUGUAGAAAAAAAUUGAUGUUUUGAGAUAUCUAUCUCCCAAAAGAAGAAUAAAAAAAUGAUAUAUGUA
This is a messenger RNA of Lingula anatina, 3666 nucleotides long. RefSeq lists its product as uncharacterized. The record is from RefSeq and is a predicted model, not a curated record. NCBI's taxonomy places the organism in Eukaryota, Metazoa, Brachiopoda, Lingulata, Lingulida, Lingulidae.